GUCAGAGCAGCAGCUCCCAGCCAGCGCAGCUCUCUCCGGUCGCUGUACGGAGGGACGGGAGCUGAUGUUUCAGCUUUGUCGUCUUUUCCCGGAUUUACUUUCACCGAGUCAAGAUGAGACUCCUCUUACUUGUUGCUGCUGCUCUGCUGAAAGAAAGUCUAGCGCUUCCGGUGGUAAAAGAGGGGCAGAGAGAAGAUUUGGUAGCACGAUGUUUGGUUGAAGUCCUGUCCAAAGCUCUCUCCAAACCAGACUCUCAGUUGGAUCAGGAAUGCAAAGACAUUCUCCAAGCAGGGGUCAAAAAUGCUCCACUGAACAAGAAGAGUGGGGAAGAGAUUGUACCUCAGCCAGAGGGAGUCAAAGGUCAUACCGAGGAGCCUCUGGUGAAGGCAGCAGAUGUCAGAGAUAUUGAGGCACUCUUAAAAUCUGUGGAAGAAAAAAGAGAAAACCCAGAAGAUGAGCGCAGCCAAGAAUCCUGGAGUUUAGGUGAUGAGAAGGACAAGAGGCAUGAGAAGGAAGAGGAAGAGGAGCGGGAAAAAAGGAGCAACUGGAAGCCUGGAAGAUUCCACCAGAGGAGGCACAAACGAGGUGAAGAAGAGGAAGAUUAUGACCGCAGUCAGGAGAGUUGGGGAAUAAUGGAAAAAAGAUCAGAGGAUGACGAAGAGGAGGAAGAAGGUGAGGAAAGAGAGAAGAGGAAAUGGAGGCCUGGGAGAUACCACCAAAGAAGAAAUAAGCGAGAUGAGGAAGAAGGGGAAGAGCCAGAAGAAGAACGUAGUCAAGAGUACUGGGAUGUAGACAAAAGGCAGGAGGAUGAGGAGGAGAGAUAUAAGCGCAUAUGGAAACCCACACAUCGCUAUCAUCAUAAGAGAAAGCUUCACAAACGCAGCGAUGAGCCGACAGAGGGUGACGGAUAUGAGGAUCGCAGCCAGGAAUCUUGGGAUCUUGACAAGAGGGACUGGAGGCCUGGCAGGUAUCACCAAAGGAGACACAAACGGGAGGACGAGCUGUCAGAAGAAGUUAGAGAAGAGCCAGAUGAGGAACGUAGCCAGGAGUCCUGGGAUUUUGAUACUGGGAGGGAAAAGAGGGAAUGGAGGCCUGGCAGGUAUCACCAGAGGAGACACAAACGGGAUGAAGAGCUAUCAGAGGAAGCCAGGGAAGAGCCAGAUGAAGAGCGGAGCCAGGAGUCCUGGGAUGUUGAUACUGGGAGGGAAAAGAGGGAAUGGAGGCCUGGCAGGUAUCACCAGAGGAGACACAAACGUAAUGAAGAAAUAUCAGAAGAAACUGGAGAAGAGCCAGAUGAAGAGCGCAGCCAGGAAUAUUGGGAUUUUGAUACUGGAAGAGAAAAGAGGGGCUGGAGGCCUGGGAGGUAUCACCAAAGGAGACACAAACGGGAUGAAGAGCUGCCAGAGGAUGCCAGGGAGGAGCCAGAUGGAGAACGCAGCCAAGAGUCCUGGGAUUUCGACACUGGAAGAGAAAAGAGGGGCUGGAGGCCUGGCAGGUACCACCAGAGGAGACACAAGCGAGAUGAAGAGCUUGCAGAGGGAGAGCCAGAAGAGGAACGCAGUCAGGAGUCCUGGGGAUUUGACAAAAGACAUGGAAAAGAAGGGAGUGAAGUAGAAAAGCGGGUAUGGAAACCAACACACCGGUACCACCAUAAAAAGAAAUUUCACAAGCGUGAUGGAGGAUCAUCAGAAGAAGAGGAAGAACAGGGAGAGGAAUCAGAGGAUUAUGUAGAAGAGGCAAAGGACAGAGAUGAAGCUCUAAGGUAUCUGGCCGAAAAGCGCAAUCCUUGGAUUUACAGAGGCUACUACCACCCUGCCUGGUUUAAAAGGGACUCAGAUGAACAUGCUGCAACUUCAGAAAAGAUGGAGGAACUGGCCAAACUGCUGAGCUAUAAGAUAAACCAGCUGGGUAACCACUCGACUCAAGAGGAGGCAAAAAGGAGCUCACUCCAGAGGACACUUACUCCACAGGAGGAGAAAGAGUUGGAGAACCUGGCAGCAAUGGACCUGGAGUUGCAGAAGAUUGCGGCAAAGUUGCAUGACAAGACUGCAUAAUCCCAGAGUAGUUUCUGCUAUCAG
Messenger RNA from Melanotaenia boesemani (Boeseman's rainbowfish), 2078 nucleotides. It is a transcript of the gene chgb, whose product is annotated as chromogranin B. The transcript has 7 exons. The coding region runs from base 114 to 2054 and encodes 646 amino acids. The record is from RefSeq and is a predicted model, not a curated record. Gene Ontology annotation, cellular component: secretory granule. Lineage: Eukaryota; Metazoa; Chordata; Actinopteri; Atheriniformes; Melanotaeniidae.